This is a messenger RNA of Microthlaspi erraticum, 741 nucleotides long. Lineage: Eukaryota; Viridiplantae; Streptophyta; Magnoliopsida; Brassicales; Brassicaceae. The record is from the annotation of a GenBank genome assembly.
AUGCUUGCGAAGAUCAUAUCUUCAAGAAGAGAGGAGAUACGCCAACGGAAAAGAGAUGCAUCAAUGGACGCGUUAACGUAUUAUAUGAAUGUGGACACGACCAAAUAUAAGCACUUGCAACCAAGUAAUGAUAAGUUUAUAAGAGACGUUGUUCUAAGUUUAUUGUUAGCAGGACGGGACACCACAAGCUCAGCUCUCACUUGGUUCUUCUGGCUUCUCUCUAAGCAUCCUCAAGUUAUGACCAAGAUCCGUCAUGAGAUCAACACAAAGUUUGAUCCUACAGAUCUAGAGAAUAAGCUCGUGUAUCUGCAUGCUGCCUUGUUCGAAUCAAUGCGACUCUACCCACCAGUUCCCUUAAACCACAAGUCUCCUUCAAAGUCAGAUGUUCUUCCAAGCGGUCACAAAGUUGAAGCAGAUGCAAAGAUCUUAAUCUCUAUUUACGCAUUGGGGAGGAUGAGAUCGGUAUGGGGAGAAGACGCAUCGGAUUUCAAACCAGAGAGAUGGAUUUUAGAUAAUGGAAGUCUAAGACAUGAACCUUCAUACAAGUUCAUGGCUUUCAAUGCCGGUCCAAGAGCUUGCUUAGGUAAACAUUUGGCUAUGUUGCAGAUGAAGAUAAUAGCUGUGGAGGUCAUACAAAAAUAUGAUUUUAAGGUCGUCGAAGGUCACAAGAUCGAACCAGUACCUUCUGUCAUUCUCCGUAUGAAGCAUGGUCUUAAAGUCACAGUCGGUAAGAACAUAUGA